Anthostomella pinea is the source of this 882-nucleotide messenger RNA. The record is from the annotation of a GenBank genome assembly. NCBI's taxonomy places the organism in Eukaryota, Fungi, Ascomycota, Sordariomycetes, Xylariales, Xylariaceae.
AUGACUAUUAACGGAUUGUGGGAUGAGGUCCGGAAGGUGCUACCUGGGGAAGACGUCCCGAUUGCGAAGCUCGUAGCAGAUUGCGUCCGCGAGAAAGGCCGCCCACUUCGUAUCGCAGUAGACACACCAUUUGCCGUCUUUCAGUAUAAGGAGGCUACAAAGAAAGUCGAGCCAUAUGGUUGGGGGAUGAAUCAUCCUACUCGGACACUGUUCUAUCACAUAUUGCAUCUCCUCUUCGCUGGUGCCCAACCUAUCUUCGUCUACGACGGGCCGGGGAAACCGCCUGUCAAGCGCGGCAGACAUGUGAACUACUCCGGAUCUCGACCGCCGAUAGACCCGCAGUACGCGGGGGCCAGGAGCUCGUCCUCCCGGACGCAGGCUGAGGUCGACGCAGAGUACAGCCCGGACCACAUCAAUAUGCUGUCUAAACAGAUGCUAGAUUUGUUAGGUGUACCGUGGCGGGAUGCACCAGGAGAAGCGGAAGCUGAAUGUGCUGAGCUGGAAAAGGCUGGUGUCGUUGACGCGGUCUUGACCAAAGACGGAGAUGCAUUUGCCUUUGGGAGCCGUAUCAUCCUCCAGAGGUUGGACGCGAAGAACCAGAUUGCAAUGGUCAGAAGGUACCAAAUGCCGGAGCGGCUUCAACCUCCGCUACGACAACAGGACCUGAUUUUGAUGGCGCUCAUGGCCGGAGGGGACUACGAUGGCACCGGAAUCGAAAAUUGCGGCCCCGAAAUCGCUGUCCAAGCAGGCCGAGCUGGCUACAGUGGCGAGCUUUUGGCGUUAUUCCGAGCCGGACGACCAACAGAGCCUUGGAGAGCAAAACUGGUCGCUGAGUUGCGUUCAAACGACAAGGGCAGGUUUUCUGUAACGAACAAGGUCUAA